ACCCACUAUUCUUUCCUUCCGGGCCGUCAAAGGCCAACGUUAAGGACGGCACCAGCGGUACAAAUGGCGAAGAAACCAAACCGCGGAAAAACAGCUUUCUAAGCAAUUCCGACGACAAUACCCACAAGCUACUUCCAUCGGUCGAAUGCAGGAAAGAAACGAGCCGGCUGAAUAAUAAUACGAUUCGAAUUGACGAUAAAAAUUUGAAGAAAAAAAUGGUGCGGGCGAUAUAAUGACAAUAUUCCAGUGAUUUCCGACAGGGAUUCAAGAUGAAGGUGCUCUCGAACACUUUGGGGCUCCUGAUUAAUUUCGUUAUGGCGCCGUUUACGUCUAAUUUGACGCAGUCGUUUCAAAAUGUGCAAAAGAAUAUUAUCGAACCGGUGCAGGAAAAUAUUAUAAAGCCCAUAGCUACAGUACCUUUGAAUUUGAUUAGGAAUAAAGUGACAUGCAGUGCUUAUGUUUUUGAAGUUGGGGGAAACGACAUGCAAAUAACGGCCAUCCCCAGGGGAAACUGCUGGAACUGCUGCCCCGUGAACCUGAAGCAAGACGUUAGAUUCCUCCUUUACGCGAAAGAUAGGCCCGAAAAUGGCACAAUCAUAAAUCCCAUGGCGAGGCCUGGGGCCCUCAGGGCCGCUGGUGUGGAUCCCAACCUACGUACGACAAUCUACAUCCACGGGUUCUCCGAGCUGUCUCCAGGAAAGAGCGGCGAAGCAAUAAAAAACGCCUAUCUUGCCAGACCUGAAAAAACAAACUUCCUCAUAUUCGAUUGGUCCACCUUGAGUAGUUUUCCGUGGUACACUCAAGCCAAGGCCAACGUGAAAUUCGUUGCCAAAUUCCUCAGCAACUUCCUGGAAACUUUUCACAACAGUGGAGAACUGCCCUUAGAGCACGUGCAUCUUGUUGGAUUUUCACUUGGUGCUCAUGUUGCCUCUUUCGCUGGGAAAUAUUUGAGGGGAGGCUUGAGGAUAAAGAGGAUAACAGCUCUAGAUCCUGCAUUUCCAGAAUUCUCAAUACAAGAUACGUCCAGACGCUUGACCCUCACCGACGCCGAUUACAUCGAUGUCAUCCAUACCGACGCGGGAAUUUUCGGCAUUCCCGUACCCCUGGGGCACGCUGAUUUCUACCCGAACGAGGGGAAGGCCCUUCAACCCGGCUGUCAGCCCAGUUACCUCCUCAACGAGGGCAAUUUCGUGAACUUGGUCGUCGGAUGCAGUCACGUGAGAGCCUGGAAGCUGUACGCUGAAUCGGUGAGGAAUAUGGGGGCAUUUCCAGCCACUAGAUGCAGAAAUUGGAAGGGAGCCAACAGACAGUGUAAUUUCACUAAGGAUACGAAUAUGGGUCUGGCGAAUGAUCACUCUCAUGGAGUCUUUUACCUAACUACGAAAGCGAGUGAACCAUAUUCCAAGACCGUGGAAGAACAAAUUGUUGUAUGAAAAAAAUUAUGGAACAGUAAAGGAGACUGAUGGUAUUCAUAACAGUGAAAGUUUCGAACGAUCUGCAUUUUUGGUCAGAUGCCAGAACUUGCCAAGAGAAAAAUGAGCCGAGAUAUUGUCCUUGUACACAAGUCAUUUUUAUUUGUGGAGGAUCCGUAUGAAUGAGAAACAAACAACUUUAUAUUUAUCACCGCCAUUUUCAUGAAUAAAUGCUAUAUUUUC
Messenger RNA from Coccinella septempunctata (seven-spotted ladybird), 1655 nucleotides. Its product is annotated as pancreatic triacylglycerol lipase. Gene Ontology annotation, molecular function: lipase activity. Gene Ontology annotation, biological process: lipid metabolic process. The transcript has 6 exons. Lineage: Eukaryota; Metazoa; Arthropoda; Insecta; Coleoptera; Coccinellidae. The coding region runs from base 270 to 1433 and encodes 387 amino acids. The record is from RefSeq and is a predicted model, not a curated record.